Molecule: messenger RNA, 10732 nt
Organism: Lutzomyia longipalpis
Lineage: Eukaryota; Metazoa; Arthropoda; Insecta; Diptera; Psychodidae
Gene: sns
Product: nephrin
Exons: 24
Coding region: 1301-5554 (1417 amino acids)
Biological process (GO): cell-cell adhesion
Cellular component (GO): cell-cell junction
Molecular function (GO): cell adhesion molecule binding
Source: RefSeq, a predicted model, not a curated record
UUAGUUGGAGCUCGUACGGUGACCAUCGCGGAGCGCGCGCGCGCGUCAAUUGACUUCUGUGGAAGAGGCACUACACAGUUCUGUAGCUAUAGUGGCUGAAGGCGAGAGAGAUACAAUUUUUAAUAACCCCAGUGCGAAGGGAACAUCUUUUUGAGGCACAUUUCAAAGGGAAUACAAAAAUAGAAAAAGUGUUGUGGAACAUUUUGUCGCACAAAUGGCCAAAUAUUCAUCAAAUGCAGGACAAUUGUGAAUAAGUGUGUUGAAUCCCCAUUUUUUCUGCAUAUUCUGGGGUUGUGAAAAAAGGAAAAGCCGUGCAAAGAAAAGUCGUGCUUUUGUCCCCGUUUUUUUUCCUUCAUCUACUCGCUGUAUCCUUCAUUAUGAUUUUUACAGAACUUUGACCUUUCAUCCGUGGACGACUGCAGCAUCCACUGUAAUGUGUGUAGUUUGAUCUCAAAAAUUAUAUAGCAGUGAUUUCAGCCACAAGAAUCCGCCCCUCCAGUUAAUUCUAAUCUAAAGCACAAAGCUAUGUAAUGGUAAUUGGGAGUGAAUGACAAAAAGUUAUGCAGACUCUGGUCAUUGGGAGGAAAGUCGAAAAAUUGAGUGAAAGGACACAAAGGAUAAUAAAGUGAAAAAAAGAGAUUGUGUACAAUCGUAAAAAAAAGUAUUGGCGGAUAGCAUUUGGUCAAUAAAAACAGACGGACACAAAAAAAGACUAAUUAUGGAUUGCCAAAUUGUGAAUUUACCCUCAUAGUGACUACAUUAAAUAUUUACAUACUAAUAUACAUAUUUCUAAAAUAAAAAUUUUAAUUUUAACAAAUUUUCCCAAAUUUGUUUUACGCUCAAUCUAAUUAAAAAGAAAUGUAUUUAAUUGCGAAAAAGUGAAAAUUCAUCUUAAAGUGAUAAAUAGAUAAUAAACAAUAUUGCUUAAAAAAACGUGUCAAAAAUAUUCUGAACGGAAGUUCUAUGUUUAAAAAUAAAAUUAAAAAAUAUAUAUAUACGUAAAAAACAACCACCGUAUGGGUACUAAAAUAAUUAAUAAAUCUGCAUUUAUUGAAAAUAAAAAUAAACUCAAUAGUGUGUAUGAAAUUAGUAUUAUGGGAAUGCUGUGAAAAAUACAAUUGGAGUGUCUUCACAGGCUGACACAGGAGUGUACUAAAAAAAACACUAAUUGUGUGAAGAUUCUUCUCCUCCAAUUGUGGAUUAAUUUAACACUUAAAGUGCUCAAAGAUUAUUUUAUUCAAUGAGGAAAUCUUUACUGUGAGAGUUUUAAAAAAUCCGGAAUAAAAUUGCCCUCGUCAAAAUGCAAUUGACUGUCACAAUGAUACUAUCACGAGUGGCAUUAAUCCUAAUUGGAGUGCUAUGUAUAGUGCCAAUUAGUGUGACUGGUCAACAGCAGAAAUUUCGAAUUAUCCCACAAGAUCUUCAAGUUCUCGAGGGUUCUGAGGCGCUACUAAGAUGCGAAGUGCAAAAUCUCGCGGGACAAGUGCAAUGGACCAAAGAUGGAUUUGCUUUGGGAUUUUCUGCUGUGAUACCUGGCUACCCGAGGUAUUCGGUGUUAGGUGAUCGAUCUCAAGGUAUCUACAAUUUGAGAAUCUCCAAUGCCUCACUGGAAGAUGAUGCUGAAUAUCAGUGUCAGGUGGGACCAGCCAAAUUGAAUUCUGCAAUUCGUGCUAAUGCCAAACUUGUCGUCAUAUCACCACCGUCUCAUAUUGAAAUUGAGGGAUAUGCUCACAAUUCUAAGGUGGAAGUACGUCAGAAUCAGGAUCUAACACUCACUUGCAUCGUGUCAGACGCUAAGCCACCGGCUCAAAUUCAGUGGUUUCGCGGAAAUGUGGAAUUUAAGCCUGACAAUCGAGAUGACAAAGUGACUCAGACGCAUGGAAAACGGUAUACAACCACAUCCCUCCUUCGGUUACACCCUUCAGCGGAUGAUGACUACACAGAAUACUCGUGUCAGGCUAGACACAAAGCCCUACAAUCUGAUAUGCCAAUGCGAGCGACUGUCCAGCUUUCUGUUUUGUAUCCGCCCGGAGCGCCGUACAUUGAAGGAUAUCAACCGGGUGAGACGCUGCGGCGGGGACAAAAUGUAGAGCUUGUAUGCCGCAGCCGGGGAGGUAAUCCUCCAGCACAGCUAAUUUGGUACAAGAAUGGUGUUCAAGUUCGCAUGGCUUAUAGAACCGCCGGAAGAUUGUCGGAAAAUAUUUACACAUUCACUGCAGAAGCUAGUGAUAAUAAAGCGAGAUUUCGAUGUGAAGCCAGUAAUAUAAUGUCUCAGGUUCCACUGAAAGCCGAAGUGGAUCUCACUGUGUUGUUUGCACCCACGCAUGUAACAAUUUCUGGACCAUCUGAGGCAAGAGUCGGCGAUAUUGUGCCAUUGCAGUGCAACACAGCACCAUCCAAUCCACGUGCGGAAAUAAAAUGGAUGGUCGGUGGGCAGCUCAUUAAAAAUGCAUCGUCAAGAACUGUUGUCAGCUCCGAAGGUGGAUGGAUAACAACAUCGAAUAUCACGGCAACAGUGGAACCCAAUAAGCGAUCUCUUGUGGUCAUUUGUCAUGGUUUGAAUAUGCAACUCUCGGAGAAUGUUGUAUCAACGCAUACUGUUAAUAUAUUAUACCCACCAUCGCCACCCAUUAUAUCGGGAUAUGUUGAAGGAUCCAUAAUACCAGCGGGAUCUGUGCAGAAAUUACUCUGUGUCUCAUCCGGUGGGAAUCCCCUGGCAACGCUGAAUUGGUACAAAAAUGACAAGAAGAUAAAUUCCGUGAUAAAGACAACAGAUAAAUCUGUGUCAGCUGAAUUGACGAUACUUGCAAAUGUGACAGAUAAUCAGGCACGUUAUCGCUGUGAGGCCCACAAUAGUGCCACUGAAAUACCUCUGUUCGAAACUAAAACGCUGAGUGUACACUUUGCACCGGAAACAGUGAAAAUUCACAUUGAACCGGAAGAAUUGAAGCCAAAUGUUAUUGCUACACUCUUUUGUGAUUCAAGCUCCAGCAAUCCACCAUCCAAAAUUACUUGGUGGCGCGAUGGAAUUCCAGUUGAAGGACUAAACAAUUCAUCAAAGCCCGGUCUCUGGGGUGGUACUGUUUCAUCGUUGGAGCUGAAAGUGAAUGUAACACAGGAAAUGAAUGGAGUUGUGUACACAUGUCAAAGUACAAAUGAUGCUCUGCAACGCAGUGUACACGAAGUUGUUAGUCUUCAAGUGUUGUACGCUCCAAUUUUCAACCCACCCCCAUCGAACACGGUGGUCGGUGUUGAGGGUGAACCACUGCAAGUAUCUCUCGUGGCAACAGGCAAUCCGCAAUCGAUUGCAUACACAUGGACCAAAGAUGGUGUGCCAAUUUUAAACACAGCAAAUGGAAUAGACAGGAUCAUCUCUGAGGGACCAACGCUCAAUAUUACUAAACUCAGCCGUGCUGAUGCUGGUAUAUAUACGUGCGAAGCUGUGAAUUCUCAAGGAUCUGCCAUGAUUAACAUAAGUGUUAUUGUUGAAUAUGGAACAACAAUCACAGCGGUCUCGGAGAAUGUAGUGGUGAAUCCUGGUGAGGACACUAUGCUAUCUUGUACGGUAGAAGGGAAACCUCUGACAGCCGAACAUGUGCGGUGGGAGAGACCAAACUAUGAUAUGACCAUCAAGACUUCCACAACUUUUGCCAAUGGUACGUCGUACCUGCACAUCAAAAAUGCUCUGAGGGAGGAUGUGGGUAAUUUCCGGUGCAUUGCUGACAACAGAGUGGCCAAUCCGACUAACAGGGAUGUCCUUCUUAUUGUUAAAUUUGCACCAGAAAUAGAUAAAUCACCACCACUCCUGAGAGCGGCCACGGGUGCGGGUGAGCGCGGACGGCUACCGUGUCGUGUGGAGGCUGCCCCAAAGCCGACGUUCAUAUGGGCACGAAGUGGUCAGCAAUUGAAUGUAAAUCAGUCGUCCAAGUAUUUCGUGGAGGUGAAGCAAGUGGAUGCAAUUGCAUACGAAUCCAUUCUCCUCAUUGAGCGUGUCACGCCAUCGGAUUAUGGGCUGUACGAGUGUGUUGUCCAGAAUGAAAUGGGUGACACAAAGGAGAAUGUGAGGCUCGAUAUCACUUCACCACCGGACACCCCAAUCAAUUUAACUGUGGUCAAUGUGACCCAUGACAGUGUCACAUUGACUUGGACACCCGGAUUCGAUGGUGGCAUGAAGGCUAGCUACAGAAUACGCUUCAGGGAAGCAAAUAGUGAGCACUAUCGGUAUGAAGAUGGUCUUCCGGGUGUGCAUAAAAUAACAAUAAAUGGCUUGAGGAUGAAUACGAUGUACUUGUUCUCAAUUAUGGCGUCAAAUGCACUCGGAAGCAGCAAAUACAUGCCGGAUCUUGUGAAGGCGAAGACAAAAGAAGUCCCACCGUCCUCAAAAUCCACCUCAUCCCUUGGUGUUGGUCCUUCUGUUUUGCCACCCACAAGUGGUACCUCGGGGCUACUACUCCUUGUUGGGGUGGUCUCGGGAACGGUCCUUGUACUCCUUAAUGUCCUUUUGAUCGGUUGUUGUCUCCAUCGACGCACACAAGACCGAAUAAAACGAGGACUCGAAACCGUUCCGGCUGAGUUACUGGAAAAGGCUCAAGUGCCUAAAUUAGUAAUUGUCGGAAUUGGUUUGGCUGGACUUGGCUUGUUAUUGGUGAAUGCUGCUCUUGUUGCAUGGUUUAUUAUACGUAAAAGAUCCAAAGAGACAUCGACGCAGAAUAGUAAAUCCGCUACAAUUGAAAUGUACGCGCCCAGCUCUUAUAAUGACACAGUGACUGGGGAAACAUUGUCGAGCGUUUCCGAAAAGAGUGAUUCAUAUUCAAAUGAGGGCAGUCAGCCUGAUUACAUGGAUGACACACGGAAGAAGGUUGCAUCGACGUAUUUGGUGGAGCACAAUGACAUCCCACCGCCGAGAUACCAAAGAGAUGGCACACUACCCUGCCACUAUCCCAACAAUACAGUCAAUUCCGGCCACACGCGGACACUGCCACAUCCGCGCCACAACAACCAGCACCCCGAUCAACGAUCGCGAGAUGAUCAGAUGCUGGGUAAAGGUAGCACCUACAUGCCGGCACCAUCGCCGGCUCCACCCCUAGAUGGGUCGUACUACAAUAUGAAUAGUGAUCGAUAUCUCUCCUAUCCACCUAUGGAUUAUCCACAAAUGGAAUUCACAAAUCCACCACUAUCUGUGAAUCACAUGCAGACAGUUGGAGGUGGGACACUGAGACGUGGUAUGAAGGGUGUUGUACCACCCCCAGAUGUUACACAUCACACAACACACACAAAGGCCACGCACGAUAUGCAGAAUUCCUCAUCGCAGACAAGUGGAAAUCUUAGCAAUAUAUCGCAGGUGUCACAAUCAACGCCAAAACAACCACAGGGUAUCUUAAAGGAUUCCAAAAGGAAUCAACAGCAUAAUAUGCAAAUACUCAAUGUACAAAAUGCACCAGGCGUUGAUAGCAACUUACUCAUUGGUGUCAAUGCAGCUGCAUACGAUCAGCACAAUCUUAGUUCAUUUAAUGCCCAAUUGGGCUAUACGGACGCUGAUGGGCAUCUCGUAUAGAAGGACUCUCCGUGGGUGUUUUACCAAAAUAUUUUUCCUUCCAAAAACCUCCUCUAUUUCACCUACAUCAAUUACAUUUUAGCAUUUAUACAAAUUGUAGUUUAAAAAAUGAAAAAAAAGAAGAAAUUUCUCAUAAAAUUUUGAAGAUUUUAUGAAGAAAAUGAAAAUAAUCAACUCAUGCAUGAGAAAAGAGCCUGAUUGAGAAGGUGGUGUUAUAGAAUAAUAUAGAAUUAUUAAAUUAGUAGAUAGAAUUAUCGCCUAUACGGGACAAAUUAACUUGUUGUAAUUUGUAAAAUGUUAGUAUUCUCAUUUUUAUUUAAGUACCUCUACCUACACACAGUCAUAUAUACCAAUACUAUAUAGGAUUGCUCAUUUUAUAGUGAUAUGAUCAAGGGAAAUUUUUGACUUGUUUUUAAUUAAAUUGAAAUCAAGGAAUUUUCACAACAUUUUAUUACAUUUGAACAUAAAGUAUUUUUAUUAUUUACCUACAUAAAAAUUAGCUCAAAAUGCUCAAAGGGAAAGGAAAAUAAACAUUGCGGAUUUAAUAAUAUACAAAUUUUAUUUGAUUUUUCCUCUGGAUGUAAUUAAUUGAUUUUCAAAACGUAAUCAGAGUUUGAAAGCUAAAUCCCUCAUUGGGGAGGAACUUGAAAAAAUGUCUUUUUUUAUUAAGUCAGUGUCAUAAAAAUUUUGAAAAUAUUUUUCUUCAAAACAAAACAAGAAGUUUGAGUCUAUUCCAAUCGGACAAGAAUUAAUUUUACUAAAUUCCUCUUCAAUUCGAAAAUCUAUUUAUUAGCUUUCGAUUAUUUUCUAUUUUAAUUACGGAACGGACUUAUUAAUAUAUACAAAAAAUGAAACAAAAAUGUCGCAAUUCACGUGAACGACAAAAUUCUUUAAUUUCUCAAUAUAUUUAGAAGUUCGAUGUUUUGAUGGUUCUGUUUUCCCUCUUCUUCGGGCAAUGAAAUGACGGAAAAAUUUUCUUUAUAAUAUUUGGUAAGUUGUAUUGUCAAAAAGCCCUUGGAAAUGUGGUUUUGAAAGGACACGGAAUCCCCCUGUUAUCGACCAAUGUUCUGAGAAUUUUCCAAGGAGAAUUUGUACAAAUCGUGACUCAGCUUUAGAAAAAAGAAUUAUUUUCUCAAGCUCCUCCGUUAUUUGUGAAACAGGAUUUCUGAAUUUUCUCGUAAAAUUUUAUUGAUAAAACAAGACUGUUUUGUUUAUUCCUUUGAUCACUCAUCCCGACUUCCAAAAUGAUCUCAAAUGACAUUAUCGAUAAACAAAUAUAUUUUAGUAAAAAACACAAAGAUAAUUUAUUUCUGACGAGAAAAUCUCUAUCUCAGAUGAAUAAAACAUUUAAUAGAUAAAAUUUGGGUUUGUGUUAAAUUUUAUAAGUAUUAAAAACAGUAUAAAAGAAUGAGAUUCUUAUUUUAAAUAAUAUUUUUAGUUGUUAAUUGCAGCAAAAAUAUCACUCAUAAAAAAAAUCAAAGCUGAGUUUAAUUAUCAACAAACACGAAAAGAAAAAGAAAUAAAAUCACUUGAAGGAAGAAUUAAAACGGCCUAAGAGAUUUUAAAAUAAAUAUAAAUUUAAUUUAGGGAAUUUGAUAAUGACGUAAAGUUUUAAAUUAUUUCUUUGUGAGAUAAUUAUAAACAAGAAUCUUUACCAAGUUCUCUAACUGUGAAGAUUAAACAAAAAAAAAGUAUUUCAUGUGCCAACACACAAAAGUUGUCUAAAAACUGAAGAAAAAUCUCUGGUAAAAAAAAUUUUUAAAAGGUUUAUAAGUUUUCUUUUUCCAUAAAAACAGAAAAGAAAACUUUUCUUAUGGUUCGUCAUCCAUCAUUGAAAAAUAUUGAGACGCAACAAUUUAUAAAGAACGAAAGAAAAAGUGAUAAUUUUUGCGUUUAUGAGAGAAUGAUUUAUUUGUGAGGGAUGGGAAUUAAACUUUGAUAUAUAAAAAUAAUAUAUUAUUUAAAAAUCAUGAAUAGGACUUUUAUUGUAUCAAAUUCAUUUAAUAUUAUAGUUUUUUCCCGACAUGCAAACCGAUAAUAAAAGGGAUGUAAUUAAUCUUAAUUUUUCUUUUGCCUAAACCUAUAAAAUACUCCUCUUAUAAAGAAAGAAAGAAAAAGAAAAGAAUGUGACUAAAAUCAGAACAAUCGAAUAUUGUACUUCGAAAAUCAAAUAGGUUUUAUGCGCAAUAUUUUGUAUAGAAACAGUGCAAAGAAAACUUUUUAUAAGUUGAAAAUUUGCAUAAAGAAGACCCCCUGAAAGAUAUUGUAUACCUACUUGUAUUAAAAAAAAAACAAAAUAGCGAGUAAUUAAGAUUAAUCAGAAAAUGAUUUAAAAAAAACCCAAAAAAAUGCUUUAUGUAUAAAAGAAUUUAAUUUUGUUUUUUUUUAUUGACACAAAAAAUCAGGGAUUAAAUUCUCUUUUUUGUAAAUAUUUUAUGAGUUAUUGUCUAUAAGUUUUUUUCUAUAAACAAUUUCCCAUGUAUUAAUUUUUAACGUAAAUACCUCAAAAUGCUUUUUUUUCAUUGUGGAGGAAAACAAAAAGCAAAAAAAAAAAGAGAAAAUAAAUAUUAAUUUAAAAUUUAUAGUAGAUGUAAUUUGAUUUACAAAUGAGAUUAAUUUACGCUAUGCACAAAUAUUUAUCUGAAUGAAAAAGAAGUUUUUGUUUUUAAUUUAACAAAGAAAUGAACAUUUAAACUUUUAUUUUUUUUAUAUAAACCAAACAUGCCAAAGAUGUGUUGGUCUCUCUUUCCAUUACCCAUCUAAUGGAUGGAAAGAGUGGCUCAAAAAUGAAAUCUUCAUCUCAAAGUAUAGUAGGAUCAGAUGUGAUCUCAAAAGCAUCUUCUUCUCAAUUUGGCAAAGUUUCAUUGAAUUAAUUGCUCAAAUGGAGUUUAUACGUUAUUGUAUGAGAAAGCUCCUUCCGUGGAUGAAACAUUCAGGAUAUUUGUGUCUGGAUUGUUUCUUUGAACAAUGUGUUGAUUUUUACUGAAUUUGAAUAAAUUCCAUAAAAAAUUAUGUUAAAAAAUCUGAUUUAUGUAACGUGCAGUUUUUGACAGGAAAAGAUUAAAAUAUUCUUUAAAAAAAAAGAUUUUUGUUGCAUUUUUUCACUAAAAAAAUCGUUUAUCAGUUGAAACUGCAGGAAAAAGUCAGAUACUAAAUAAAAAGAACGAAUUUUGUUCUUUCUUAUUAUAUUUUCAAGUAGAUUCUAUUUGGAUUUAAACAGAUUGGAAGACAGAAUUACUCUAUUUUAUUUAUUCAAAAUAAGAAUCCUUUAAAAGUCUUUCUAAAGAUAUUACAAUCUGCCAAACUAAAAAUUCUUCAUCAGAACUUUAUUCCUUUUAACAAUUUUUCUUUUUAUUUUGGAGCUUUAAUGAUUCUUUUUCAAACUCAAAAAAAUUUGCGCGUUACAGUACUUCCAUUGAGAUGCCAAAUUGUAUAAAUAAGUAUACAUAUAUUCACACAUAAUUCACAACACCAGACUAUUUUGCCAAAUUUUCAAGAAAUAAAAAAGAAGUGUUAUUAAAUGUCUAUUCUAAAUGGUUGUUUAAUAUUAAAUGCGAUGUUUUCUUUUUAAAAUGGAGAGGACAAUUUGUGCCUUAAAAUCCCUUAAAAUCCAAAAGAUAUAAAAAAAAAACGACAAGGAAGUCAAAGAAGUUUUCGUGUAAAAAAAAAUUAGGUUAAAAAAAAUUGUAAAUAGACGUACAAUAAAUUAUGUAAAGAAAUAGUAAAAAAAAUAUUAUUAGAUAAUAUUAAAUAUAGUAAAAAUAUUAAACAGAGAGACCGAAUUUUUGCCAAUACUUUUUCGUAUUUUGACCGUUUUUUUUUUUUUAAGAAUAAAAUGUCCAAGAAGCUGGAAUAUUGAGAAAGAAGAAUUCCAUAAUCACAAUCACAGAAAUAUAAUUUAGCUGUAAACAUAAUUGCAAAUAUUUUGUAUUUGCAUAAGCUAAUAAAAAAUAGAAUUUUUGCCAAAAUAAAAUUCCUCAUAGAAAAAAAAAGAAAACAAUUGAGUUAGUGAUAAACCAUAAUUAAUUCUUCUAACAAUUUUAUGUACCUUCGGCCUUUUCAUUUGUUUUUUAAAGCGAUGAGAAAAAAACAGAAAAUGGUAGAAAAAUUACCUCUAAAAAUGUGAAACUCUAAUUAUAUACAAUUCAAUUAAUAAAAGACCUAAUGAGAAUAUUUGCUUCCAUCUCAUAGAAUUUUUAGAUAAUAUACAAAAAAGAGACAAAAGAUGUGAAAUAUAGUAACAAACAAAAAUGAAUUUAAAUAAAAAUUAAUUAAAAUUUACAUAGGGCGUCAUAGGCUAAACAAUAAAAACUCUAUCAUUUUUUAUACACAGAUUUUUUUUCAAACAUUUUAAAAUAUAUUUUACAAAUUUCAUAAUAAAAAAGAAUGAAAAAAACGAAAAAUGUAAAUAAAUAAAUUAAACAAAGACUACGUAUUAAAUAACAAUGAUUAACGAAAAGGUACAGAUAAUUUUUGUUUUCAUUAAUUUUCUCUACUUCUCAUGAAAAUAAAAAUGUAUAAAAAAAAAUAAAAGAAAUAAUAAUGUAAAAUAAAAAUAAAUAAGCCUAAGUAAUAAAAAAAAAGAUUGCAAAAAUGGCUAUAUAGAAAAGAUUUAAUCUCAAGAUGAACAUCUAUUCAAUUACAUAAAAAAAAAACGAAAUAGAAAAGAAUUAUAAACAAAAAAGAAAAUUAGACUAAAUAAAUUUUAUUAUUAAAACAGAAAUCCAUCCUUUUUCGUAAUGUACCAAUGUGUCAAUAAAAAUGAAAAAGUAAAAAUUAAAUUGAAAAGAGUGAAAGUGUGGUGAAUAAAAGAAAACUCUUUCAUAUUUUAUAUACAUUACAGAAGUGAAAAAAAAAUAAAAAAGAACAAAAUAAGUAUUGAAAAUAAUAAGAAAACAAAACUGCAUGUGUUUUGAAAGCGCAGAAUAAGACAUGUAUGAUUGAAAAGACAACUAUUAUAUGUUUUAUUCAAAAACAAUGUGUUGAGAAAAACAUUGAAUUUUGAUCAUAAUAUAAAUAUAAAAAAAAAUAAUGAUAAAAUUUAUUAAACGAAAGAUAUUAAAUAUUGAAAUAUAGAUCUUAAUGUAAAUUGUUAACUCAAUAAUGUCUUAUGAACUCAUAUUAAUGUAGGCAUAAGAGCAAAGAACUUAAUAAAAUUAUUCUGUCAUUAUGAUAAAA